Molecule: messenger RNA, 2073 nt
Organism: Selaginella moellendorffii
Lineage: Eukaryota; Viridiplantae; Streptophyta; Lycopodiopsida; Selaginellales; Selaginellaceae
Exons: 2
Coding region: 382-2022 (546 amino acids)
Source: RefSeq, a predicted model, not a curated record
CAGCGGCGGUGGUGGUGGGGGCGGCGGAGGUGGUGGUGGGGUUGAAGCGGUCAUGACAGCAACGUCAAAUCAACCAACCAGGAUCGUCGAAAUCCGAUACCAUGUUGUGAUGUUAAUAGGGAUGGACAUAACACUCAUGAGGGACAUGACUCAUGCCCACGUGGACAUGCCACGUCGGCUGAUCGAGACUGACAUCUCGACAAAAACUCCAAGAUGCACUGUCCUGUUACAUUGUGCUUUGCUUGCAUUAUCUCAUACUCAACGGAAUCGUGCUUUCAUGUGCUAUAUUUGUUACAAUACUGCGACAGCUUCCCAAAUCCCUGCUUCUAAUUGCGUUGGUGUACAUCACCGUGACAUAGCUGUAGAGCAGCCGAAAUUACAAUGGAGAAUGAUACAGCAAUACAAGUUGGGGGCUCAGAUGGGAACACGGAAGAACAUCAAAAUCUUAUGAGGAGAGCACAGAGAUUGGUGAGUCUGUCAGUGCAAGUGAAAUAUGUGGCUCUAGUAUUGUCAGCCCUGGAGAAGGGUGCAACAUACAUAGGGCAAAUAGCGUUCGUGGGCGCCACUGUGGUCUUGCUGGGGGGUUAUGUCUCUCAGCUCAAGCCCUACGAUUUCAAGCUCAUUUCUGGUCUGCUGCUUUCAGAGGGUGUGCGAGUGUUCCUAGUCAGCAAGAAUGUUGAUUAUUCAGUAGCCGCUGGGUUCCACAAUAGUACCUUUGGAGGGAUAUUCACCUGGGCAGCGUGCUGCACUUUCGUAGGUUCUGACAUUUGCUGUCUGAGGACGGAGCUGACAAAGUAUAUAAAGGACCUGUUCAUACAUCUCAUAUUCCAUGGGCUCCAAGUGGGUAGUGCAGCUGUAACAUUUGGUUUCUCCCUUGCUCGGUUCACGUCAGGAGACUACAAACCCAUCUCAUCGUCGGAUGCAGGGCAGGUGGCCAACUUUGUGUAUGGGAUCAGGCUCUUCUACAUUCUGACUUUGGUGGAGUCAUCAGUUUUCUUGGCGGUCAAACUACUGGGUUGGGACUUCCUCUUGUUGUGGCUGUCCUGUAUUCGAGGGGAAGCUGAAGGGCUUGCAGUCAAUGUAGGCCCACGUGUACAUGAGGCGUUUGUGAGAGAGGGAUUCGAACACCAAAAAUGGGAUGAAGAACACCAAGAACGCAUCUCCCAUCACGAGGAGUUACUGGAGCUCCUUUGCUGGUACAUACCUCAUGAAGCUAGAACCUUUGGAAGUAUCAAAUGCAUGAUUCAGCUCAUUGUUCUUGGAUCAUCAUAUCAUGAAAAACCAAGGCAUACUGCAAACAAGAUUCUAGCAAAGGUUGUACUAACAGAAGGUGAGUUACACAACUUCUUAUUAGCUGUGCGAGAAUUUGGAAUAAUUCCUUUGGCGGUUGUGGACGAUGACGUGAUCAAAUUCCUGGACCGCAUUGUCACAGAAGCACCAGUGGGCUUCCUUCCUCGUGAAGCAGUUUCCAAGCAAGCAUCCGAGUAUCUAAUCAGAUCCAUUAUUGACGGAAGCGACGACGAGAUCAAAGCCGAAGCGGCCUGGACAUUCUUAAAGUGGUGGAGGAAUCCGAGAGUUUACCGGAGCUAUGCUUUUGAUCCUGCAGAUAUCUUUCACAGGAUUUUCAUUGAGAGGGGACAGGUGUCAUUACAUCGAGGCGAGCUUGAAUCUGUCGCUGGAUAUGAAUCCGUUGCUGGUCCUAUUAGAACAGUCUUCAUUAACUUGGUGGAACCUGAGAGGUCAGAUGUCAUGAACAACUUUUUGAGUAGGGUGGACUUCAGCAAACUCAAGGACAAGCGGAGCACUAUCGACCUGUCCGGGAUUGUCCCUGAGGUUAUUGGUGCCGAGUCAGAGCUAGACGACACUGUAGUUGGGCUGGUGGCAGCUUGGAUAUGGUUCAUGGAUGAAUCCACUUUCCAGAGGGUGAUCUCCAACUUGACUGAAGAGGCCCUGGGCAUGCUCGAGAAGAAUACUCGUAUUUACGAGGCUAUACUGUCAUCUAACAAGGGAAAAUGGUUUUAAAACUCGAACUGAAUCAUUGUUGUUGUUUAUCUUUCCAUUUAAUAUCGUUAA